AUACGGUCUUACACCUCUCAACAAACAAAAAAAACAAACCAAUUUUUUUUUCUAACUCCCAAAAAACUGAUAACCAAAAAUAUAAUGCCAGAAAGACACUUCUCUGGAAAAUACAAGCUAACCAAGCUUCUAAACAAUGGCACCUACGCUAAAGUCUACCAAGCCAAAGACACUCGAACCGGCGACACGGUGGCGAUAAAGUCAUUCGACUCGCCGCACAACCUUGACGUGGUGGAGAUACAGGCGAUGAGCCGUUUAAACCACCGCCACGUCACUAAGCUUGUCGAAGUCAUAGCUGCAGCUAGUACAGGCCAAGUCUUUGUCGUAACAGAUUUCGCAAGAUGCGGCGACUUGUUCGACAUGAUCGCGAAACGCGCCCCAUUAGGGGAAGAUCUCACGCGCCACUACUUCCAGCAGUUGAUCUCCGCCGUCAACCACUGCCACUCCCGCGGUGUUUUCCACCGCGAUAUUAAACCGGAGAACCUCCUCCUCGACGCUAAAUGGAGUCUUAAGCUUUCUGAUUUCGGACUUGCCGCAAUCGUCGAUUCCGGCGGCCCGAUGGUGACGGAAUCGUGUGGGACUGUAGAGUAUGCGGCGCCGGAGGUGAUUAUGGCGGAAAGAGGUGGUGGUGGGUAUGAUGCGGCGAAGGCGGAUGUUUGGUCAUGCGGUGUCGUUUUGUAUGUGCUAUGUGCUGGGUUUUUACCCUUUAAUGGUGAAAACGUUGAUUUAGAGGAGAUGGUGGGGAAGAUGAAGAGAGGGGAGUUUAGAUUGCUUAAGAAAAUGUCUACGGGUUUAAAGUGGUUGUUGUUGAGAUUAUUGGAUCCGAACCCGGAAACCCGGAUUAGUGUUGAUGAGAUUAUUCAAGAUGGGUGGUUUCGACAGGGGUAUGAAGAAGUAAUUAGUGAUGAAGAAGAUUGUUGAGAUGAUUAAUGGACUUUUUUUUUUUUUGAUCUAAAUGUAAAAUGUGUGAAAUUUUUCUUAUGACUUUGGGGGGUUUAUUGCUGAAAGGUUGUAAAUUUUGGGGGUUUAUUUUAAAAUUUUAGUAGAAAGAAUCUGUAUCUAAUGUUUUGUUAAUAAAUAAUUAACAUAGUAGCAAUUAAUGGAGAAAUAUAAAUACAAUGGACAUUAUGAAUCUUAUACUA
Messenger RNA from Spinacia oleracea (spinach), 1142 nucleotides. Its product is annotated as CBL-interacting serine/threonine-protein kinase 14-like. Bases 85 to 921 code for a protein of 278 amino acids. Gene Ontology annotation, molecular function: protein serine/threonine kinase activity; ATP binding. Gene Ontology annotation, biological process: signal transduction; protein phosphorylation. The transcript has a single exon. Lineage: Eukaryota; Viridiplantae; Streptophyta; Magnoliopsida; Caryophyllales; Amaranthaceae. The record is from RefSeq and is a predicted model, not a curated record.